AUGCACUGGCGCGUGGGUAAGGGGAGCGAGUCCGCGAACGGCGCGGGCGAGGCGACGGCGCGCGGCGGGAAAGGAAGCUCGAAGACGACGCGGUCGCAGCGGACGAACAAGAGCUACAAGGUGUACGUCAGCGGACGACCGACGAUCGACGACGUCGAACGGGCGUCGAGGGGGGAGAAGACGAAGUCCAUGGGCGUGGUCGAGCGCGAGGCGCCGUACAGGCUGACGCGAGACGAGCGAGAGGCGUGGGAGCGAGCGAAACGGCGAGGAGGGCUGGAGACGCGAAGCGCGAGUCGAGACGGGCUCGCGAGACGACGGUUUCCGUUGGUGAACACGCAUCGGGCGUACUGCGAUGCGGUGGGGAUGGUGUUCGUGUGCACGGAACAAGACGUGGGGGGGGGGGAGGAUUGCGUGGUGGUGGACGUGUCGACGCUGCGGGCGAGCGAGGACGGCGACGCGCGCGCGCGGUUGAGCGAGUUGGCGAUCGCGUUGGGGGCGAGCGCGGAGGAUUUGUGCGGCGACGAGGAACCGCUGAUGGCGCAGAUGCGAUACGUGGCGGCCAUGGAGGGGGGGUUCGAGCGCACGGCGCUGGUGGAAGUGUUGGAGGGAGACGCCGAAGCCGAGCCGGCGCCGAGCGAGAGCGAAAUCGCGGCGGCGAGAGACGCCGUCUCGGCCGCGGCGGAUCGCGUGCGCGAAAUGAAAGAUUCAGGGAAAUCGAACGCGGAUGAUGACGUGAAAGCUGGCGUGCGAUGCCUCCUCGAGGCGAAGGCGAAGCUGGGAGCGAUGGAGGCCGCCGCGGAGAAGACGUCGGCGGCCGCGAACGAGGCCGCGGAAGUGGAUCUGGAGGCUGAAUUAAAACGAAUCGAAGAAGCGGCUCGGAGAUCACUCGUCGAGUUACCCAUUCACGGUUUGCCCGAACGAUAUAUGCGGUUCAAGUGUCCUGAUCGUCCAACGGCGAAGGCGCUCUCGAAAGCCAUCGCAAAGGAGGAUCUCGCGCCUUUGUUGCUCGAAGUCUAG
Messenger RNA from Ostreococcus lucimarinus CCE9901, 1017 nucleotides. RefSeq lists its product with no specific name. Bases 1 to 1017 code for a protein of 338 amino acids. Gene Ontology annotation, molecular function: ATP binding; aminoacyl-tRNA ligase activity. Gene Ontology annotation, biological process: tRNA aminoacylation for protein translation. The record is from RefSeq and is a predicted model, not a curated record. NCBI's taxonomy places the organism in Eukaryota, Viridiplantae, Chlorophyta, Mamiellophyceae, Mamiellales, Bathycoccaceae. The transcript has a single exon.